This is a messenger RNA of Danio rerio (zebrafish), 4054 nucleotides long. The record is from RefSeq and is a predicted model, not a curated record. Lineage: Eukaryota; Metazoa; Chordata; Actinopteri; Cypriniformes; Danionidae.
UCGGCUCUGCCUCUGUAUCUGGCGAGCCACUAACUAUCUACCCAGGCAGAGACGGCUGUGGUAGCUGAAAAUAGCGAGCUAGCCUUGCUGUUACCCGUCUUAUCUAACCAAAGAGUCGACCAGCAGCUGAAACGCCAGAAAUGAACGCAAAUUAAUGAGAGCGCGGAAGACAUUUGUAGGAGGAAACUAUGAAAGACUGAAAGACAGGGGACCUUUUAUAGGUAAUUUUUACCGGCUUCUCGGCCAAGCCGCCAGCUCAAACAGCCUUCGCCUUCUCUACGGAAGUUGUGGUCGGAAAAUACGGUGACGGUACACUGGGCUGCGUGGUGUGAGCUCCCAUGAGAAAACCACGACGGAGAGGAGGCCUGGCUGGGGCCCAAAGUGAUGCCUCGGACACAGGUACAGCAGCUGUGGAGGAUUCGCAGCCACGCUCCCCCUCCCCCUACCGACUAAAGGUUUCACCCACCAGAGAAACCUUAACAUACGCCCAGGCUCAGAAGAUCGUGGAAGUGGACCUGGAUGGAAGACUGCAUCGGAUCAGCAUUUUUGACCCCCUGGUGGUGAUCACUGAAGAUGAGAUGACUGCUCAGGAUAUCGCAGAGUGCAAUAGCAACAAAGAAAACAGCGAGCAGACAUCAGUGAGCACUGUCGUCAGCUCGCCACGCAGAUCAGUAGCCAACAGAGGCAAAAAGAAAGAUGUCAAGCAGUUAUCUUCAUCUCAGAAUCACUGUUCCAACUCUCACGGGCAGUCUCAGACGCAGUCAAGUGGGAACAGCCACCAUGGCACAUUACCCAAGCCCACUUUCAAAGAACAUGAGUUUUAUGAACCAGUGGAGGCUCCUCCGCGGCCUUCAGCGUACUAUCGUUAUAUUGAUAAAUCCAGUGAAGAUCCAGACACAGAUGCGGAGUAUGAUAUGGAUGAGGAGGACGUGGCCUGGCUUGAACUGGUGAAUGAAAAACGAGAUUCAGACGGCCAGCCACAUAUAUCACCCGACACCUUCGAACUUCUGAUUGACCGUCUAGAAAAGGAGUCGUUCUUAGAGUCCCGAAGCCAAGCAUCCUCACAGAGCGUCAUCGACGAAGAUGCCUUCUGCUGCGUCUGCUUGGACGACGAAUGUCUCAACAGUAACGUCAUCUUAUUUUGCGAUAUUUGCAAUCUAGCUGUACACCAGGAGUGUUAUGGAGUUCCUUAUAUCCCAGAGGGGCAGUGGCUUUGCAGGUGUUGCUUGCAGUCGCCAUCUCGCCCUGUAGACUGUGUGCUGUGCCCGAAUCGAGGUGGUGCGUUUAAACAGACCAGCGAUGGACGAUGGGCACAUGUUGUUUGCGCUAUUUGGAUCCCUGAGGUGUGUUUUGCUAAUACAGUCUUCCUUGAGCCCAUUGAGGGUGUGGAUAAUAUUCCACCUGCUAGGUGGAAGCUAACAUGCUACUUGUGCAAGCAAAAAGGUUGUGGUGCAUCCAUCCAAUGCCACAAAGCAAACUGCUACACGGCUUUCCACGUCACCUGCGCGCAAAGAGCGGGACUUUUUAUGAAAAUAGAUCCAGUUCGAGAGACUACUGUGAAUGGGACUACGUUUUCGGUGAAAAAGACUGCGUUUUGCGAGGCACAUUCGCCGGCUGUGAAUGGGUCGGACGAUGAAGAGACUGGGGGAAGGGUCUUGGGGUGUAGGGCUAACAGGGGCCGCAGUGCCUACAUGCAGACGCCAGAGCUGAAGAAGCAGAAAGGAAGCAAUAAAGUGGAUUCUAAGCAACCGCAGAAGAAGGGGAAAAAAGAGGAGGUGUCCAAAAAAACCACAACACUGUUGGUCACCGUCCCGGAAAUACCUGCUCAAAGGCUGAACAAAAUUUCUAAAGAUGUAAUCAUACAGAAGAAGAAUCAGUUCAUGCAAAGACUUCACAAUUACUGGUUGCUUAAGCGUCAAUCCCGCAAUGGAGUGCCUCUCAUUCGACGUUUACAUUCGCAUCUACAGGGCCAGAGGAGUGCAGAACAGGCGGAGCCAGAUGAAAAGCUGAAUGCUGUGAGAGAAGAGCUGAAGUACUGGCAGAAGCUUCGUCAUGAUCUGGAAAGAGCUCGACUGCUUAUUGAGCUCAUCCGCAAGCGAGAGAAACUAAAGAGAGAGCAGGUGAAGAUUCACCAGGCAGUGACUGAGCAUCAGUUAACUCCGGUUCUGGUACUGCUGAGCUCCACUUUAGAGCAGCUUCAGGAGAAAGACACCGCAAAGAUAUUUGCACAGCCUGUCAACUUGAAAGAGGUCCCGGAUUACCUGGAGUUUAUCACGCACCCCAUGGACUUCUCCACAAUGCAGUCCAAAUUGGAGGCUCACAAGUAUCGCUCCGUCACUGACCUGGAGGCUGAUUUUAACCUCAUGAUCUCCAACUGCCUGCUUUACAAUGCUAAAGACACUGUGUUUUACCAAGCUGCAAUACGUCUGAGGGACCUAGGGGGCGCUAUCCUGAGGCACGCUCAGAGACAAGCCCAAAACACAGGCUUCGACCUGGACACGGGCAUGCACCUGGCAGAAUCGCCAAACAAAAAUGACUACUACCGCUGCACUUUUGAAGACGUUGACACGCUGCUAGACCCUGAUAAUCGAUUGCACAUGACGACGGAAAACCAGUUGAGGGAGCUGCUAGAAAAAUUAGACGUGGUGACGUCCAUGCGCUCGAGCGGCGCACGAACACGACGGGUCCGCCUGCUGCGACGAGAAAUCAACAAAGUCCGCUUUAAGCAGAACUUAAAAAACUCACACAUGCUCAAUGGAGACCUCAAAGAAGAUGAUGACGAGGAUGAUGAAGACAAAGAGAUGGAUGCUGAUCAUAACCUGUCAUCAUCGUCGUCAGAUAAAGAUGAUUGUAAAUCCACCCCUCCACCCAUGCUGGAGCCCACAGGCCUAGCUUUGUCCCCUCCGCCAGGAGACACUCCACAGGAACCACCAACCCUCCGACCAAUGACAUCCGACCCCAGAACCUCCUCGUGCCCACCAAAACGCCUCAAACUCAACAGCGAGAGGCAAGAGCUCGACUCAGACCCCACACCUAUGAACAGCUGCACCAAACUAGAGGACGCACCACCUGAAAUUAAACUAUUCAAUGGUCUUUCGUCCACUGAAUCACCGUCCCGGCCCAAUACUGGAGGAGUCGGGAGAAGAACAUCCGUCCUCUUUAAAAAAGCAAAAAAUGGAGCCAAACUCCAGCGUGAAAGAGACAAUCAGAUGCAGAAUGGAAACCGGGAGGACGGAGAUGCUGCACGCACACACAACUGCACCGCCACCGUCAAGACUGAAACUACAGCCCAGCCAAAACCCUCCACACCUCCGCCCAUUUCAGUCCCAGCCAAACAGCAGACGAGGAGCCACAGCUGCAGUCCAGAGCGCGAGAGGACGCCUCCUCGACUCACUCUAGAGCCUGCGCUCACCAAUGGUUUCAGAAAGCACAAAGAUGGCGGCUCUGACUCAGAAUGCAGCUCAUCUCCGACUCUGAGAGAACUUAUCUCACCGCCUAAAAAGAGCAGAGGAAAACCUGCUUUGUCCAAAGUACCAUUUUUAGAGACUGUUAAUGGAGACUCUGACUACACUGGGACUGAUGUGCUGUCGAAUGGAGAUACGCCUGAACCUGAACCUCUGGAUUUGGUGUGGGCCAAAAGCAGAGGAUAUCCGUCCUACCCUGCUCUGAUCAUAGAUCCAGACAUGCCUCAAGAUGGUCUUUUGCAUAACGGCGUCCCGAUCCCUGUUCCUCCACUCGACGUGCUUCGCCUCGGGGAACAGAGACAAGAAGAAGCCGGAGAAAGACUUUUCCUGGUUCUCUUCUUCGACAACAAACGCACCUGGCAGUGGCUCUCGAAAGAUAAAGUGAUUCCUCUCGGCGUCGACGACACCACUGAUAAACUGCGUAUUAUGGAGGGCAAGAAGACCAGUAUCAGGAAGUCUGUGCAGGUGGCCUACGAUCGAGCUAUGAAGCACUUGAGUCGAGUUCGAGGAGAUCAUGGUUUCGUUGGCUCCAACUACAUGUAGAGCAGAAACAUCAACCACAUCUGACUGUUUAAAACAGUAGUGGCCAA